AUGGCUCCAUAUACUUCCUUGCAUCCCCUGCCUUCAGUCUCCUUUGAAGAAAAAAUCCAAUUCUCUGCAAGCCAGCGUCUCUCUUUGGCAAGAAGCAAAUGGUUCACACUCCCCGUGACGGACAGCCGAAGUGACGCGUGGAGCGUCAAGCCGCCAGAUUUCUCUCUGAAACUGUACAAAUCUCUGUCAGUUCCUCAAAAGAAAGCGAGAAAGACACAUCCAGAUCCAGCCGUGGCUCAACCCGGUGACUUAAAGAGGAGAGCUGGAAUAUUUCUACCAAAGGUUUUACACGAGAGUUACCUAAGAGAAGACCCUCCGCAGUUCAUCACGUCAUACAGGCCUCCUGAUGCUCUGGGAUCUGAGCUGAUGUUUGUCAAGACAGGGAAGUACCCUUCUGGGCCUUAUAGGAACCCCAAACCACAUGACUUCAGACCGCUUGAUGAAGACCUUCCAGACAUAGUUACUACAUACGAGAGAGAUCCUGGCAACCUGAAUUUAAAAUUAAAGCACAUGGACGUUAUUCGGACCACUAAAUCUGAGUCGGACUUUAGUUCAAGGGACACGAACACAAGAGUGGACACCCAUAAACCUGCAGAGCCCCGAUGGGAUGCGAGGCUCUUACUUCCUCAGCCGCCAUGGCCUCCGAAAUCUGCCUCAUAUACCAGACACCGACGAAGAAGAGGAGCGUACAGCGCCUUCUUGGAACGAGUGGAGGAGAAACUCUCGAGAUCGUGGAAAAAUAGAUCCUGACUUUCUCCUUUUUUAAAAUUCAUUUUUUCUCUUAUUAUGUGCUUGUUUUGCUUUCUUUAAAGAGUUAAAUGUGCACAAAUUUAAUCUAACAAACUAUACUAACAGACGUAAAACAAAAUAACCUUGACGAGAUAAUCAAAACGGCAGAUUAUCCAACCGAUUAUUCAGUCUAUCUAUAGCGAUGAUGCAUGUUUUAGUCUAUUUACUGUAAUUCAGAUCUACUUAACAUUAAAGCAUAUGACUUAGAGCCAUUUUCCAAAGAAUAUUAUGUAUUAUUUAUAAAUAUUAAUGUGGUUUUACUAUCUUCCAGAUGGUUACAGGGUUUGUUUUAGUCUCAAUAAAGUUUGAAUGAAGCACACAUGAA
This is a messenger RNA of Dicentrarchus labrax (European seabass), 1114 nucleotides long. RefSeq lists its product as uncharacterized. Bases 1 to 750 code for a protein of 249 amino acids. NCBI's taxonomy places the organism in Eukaryota, Metazoa, Chordata, Actinopteri, Moronidae. The transcript has 4 exons. The record is from RefSeq and is a predicted model, not a curated record.